AUGACAACUUUGAAAAUCACCAAAAAGCAUCACAAACAUUUCAAUAAUCCUUUUCCAUCCACCCCAAACUCACCAUUCAUAUGUGGAGCUUUAAUCUUGAAUUCUCAUAAACUCCCUUCUCAUCAGAUCUACCCCAUUGGCAAAGAUUUCCAGUUAAAUUGGUCAUCAAAAAAUGGAGGAUUUUUAUCAAUUUCUCACAAAUCUGAGCCUACCAGGCCUUUAUGGUCCACUCUCCCUGGUGAGCCUUUCAUUUCUGCCGCCAUUGCUGAAACUGAAGUGGAAGAAAGCAGAGGUUCAUUCGUCGUCAAAGAUAAACAUGUUCAUUCUCUUUCAAAUAAUCAAACAAUUGACGACAUAAGGAUCAUAAAUGAAUCUGAUAAAGAUCAACUUUUUUCGUCGUAUCCCCUGUUUCCUGUUUUAAUGAUCACAGGGAAGGUUUUCGGGGUAAGUAAACGAAAGAAAAAGGUUAGAUUUUCAAGAAGAAAAGAUUCGGAGAAGGAAAAUUCAACUUGUGCAAGAUAUUGGAUUCUGUUUGAUCAGAAAGAAUGUCAUCAAGUUGGUUUCCAAGUGAGGAUUGGGAAAACAGAUUUAGAACUUCCAAAAAGAGUUUCUCGAAGAAGUUAUAGGAAUUUUUCUCUAAAAUUUGGUCGAAUUCGGAGACAUAGAGGUGGGUGGUUUGGAGGAUUAAAAAAGUCUGUUACUGUUUCAUCAUUAGCUGAGGAGAAAAUAGUGAUGAAAAGUAGUGAAGAAGUUGUUAAUAAUAGGAUUUGUUUAACAUAUUCAAGUGAAAAAAAUGAAAAAAUAUUUGGUUUUGGAGAGCAAUUUUCUCAUAUGAACUUUAAAGGAAAGAGGGUCCCUAUUUUUGUUCAAGAACAAGGGAUUGGACGCGGCGAUCAACCUAUUACCUUUGCAGCCAAUUUAGUUAGCUAUAGGGCAGGAGGUGAUUGGAGUACAACUUAUGCGCCUUCGCCAUUCUACAUGACAUCGAAGAUGAGGUCAAUGUACUUGGAGGGUUAUGAUUAUUCAGUGUUUGAUCUAACAAAAGAUGAUAGAAUCCAGAUACAGUUACAUGGGGACUCAUUGGAAGGUCGGAUACUACACGGGAACUCACCUUCUGAACUGAUUGAAUGUUUCACAGGAAGCGCUGGUAGGCCUCCACUUCUUCCAGAAUGGAUUAUUUCAGGUGCAGUGGUGGGAAUGCAAGGUGGAACGGACACUGUCCGCAGUAUUUGGAAUGAAAUGCAAAGAUAUGACGUCCCAGUAUCAGCAUUCUGGUUGCAGGAUUGGGUAGGGCAGAGAGAAACAGUCAUUGGAUCACAACUUUGGUGGAAUUGGGAAGCAGAUGAAACGAGAUACUCGGGAUGGAAACAACUAAUUCAAGACCUUAAUAAGCAACAUAUCAAAGUCAUGACAUAUUGCAAUCCUUGUCUGGCUCCGAUGGAUAAAAAGCCAAACAUAAGAAGACACCAUUUUGAGGAGGCAAAGAAGUUGGAUAUCUUAGUAAAAGACAAGAAUGGGGAGCUGUAUAUGGUUCCCAAUACAGCAUUUGAUGUAGGGAUGCUGGAUUUGACACAUCCAUGUACCGCAAAUUGGUUCAAGCAGAUUCUGCAAGAAAUGGUAGAUGAUGGAGUACGAGGAUGGAUGGCAGAUUUUGGUGAAGGCCUUCCUGUGGAUGCCUGCUUGUAUUCAGGUGAAGAUCCAAUUGCAGCACAUAAUAGAUAUCCCGAAUUAUGGGCCAAAAUCAACAGGGAAUUCGUGGACGAAUGGAAAAGCACGCAUGUAGGUAAAGAGGGAGAAGAUCCAGAGGAUAGUUUGGUUUUCUUCAUGAGAGCUGGUUACAGGGAUACUCCUAAAUGGGCAAUGCUAUUUUGGGAGGGAGACCAAAUGGUAAGUUGGCAAAAAAAUGAUGGCAUCAAGAGUGCAGUCGUUGGCUUGCUUAGCGGAGGACUUUCAGGAUAUGCUCUUAAUCACAGUGACAUUGGAGGCUACUGUGCAGUAAACUUACCAUUUUUCAAGUAUCGAAGAAGUGAAGAGCUUCUUUUGCGAUGGAUGGAAUUGGCUGCCUUCACCACCGUCUUCCGGACACAUGAAGGUAACAAACCAUCUUGCAACAGCCAGUUCUACUCUAAUAAUAGAACUCUGUCACAUUUCGCGCGUCUUGCAAAGGUCUACAAAGCAUGGAAGUUUUACAGGGUUCAACUAGUUAAGGAAGCCUCUCAGAAAGGGCUACCAAUUUGUCGACAUCUCUUCCUUCACUAUCCAGAAGAUGAACAUAUACAUAGCUUAACAUAUGAGCAAUUCUUAGUUGGCACAGAGAUACUUGUGGUACCUGUGCUCGACAAAGGCAGGGAAACUGUUAAGGCCUAUUUCCCGAUAGGAGAAAGCUCGUCAUGGAAGCAUAUUUGGACAGGAAAAUUGUAUUCAACACAAGGUUCUGAAGCUUGGGUAGAAGCACCAAUUGGAUAUCCUGCCAUUUUCGUUAAAGACGGAUCUUCUGUUGGAAAAACCUUCUUGGAAAAACUCCGCGAAUACAAUGUCUUAUAAUGCAACUGCUUACUACUGCCAGAUGAUGUACAUUGUUUUAGUGGAUUAUAACCAUGGAAGUAGCAUUUAGCAUUCUUUCUAUUCAACAGUUACAUAGAUGUGGUGAUAAUACAUGUGUAAAUAGUAGUGAUGAAUUUGCUUAAUCCAUUUGAUUUUAUAUUAAAAC
This is a messenger RNA of Solanum verrucosum, 2710 nucleotides long. RefSeq lists its product as uncharacterized. Lineage: Eukaryota; Viridiplantae; Streptophyta; Magnoliopsida; Solanales; Solanaceae. The record is from RefSeq and is a predicted model, not a curated record. Gene Ontology annotation, molecular function: carbohydrate binding; hydrolase activity, hydrolyzing O-glycosyl compounds. The transcript is spliced from 8 exons. The coding region runs from base 1 to 2544 and encodes 847 amino acids. Gene Ontology annotation, biological process: carbohydrate metabolic process.